Molecule: messenger RNA, 1868 nt
Organism: Sabethes cyaneus
Lineage: Eukaryota; Metazoa; Arthropoda; Insecta; Diptera; Culicidae
Gene: Rcd5
Product: microspherule protein 1
Exons: 3
Coding region: 68-1573 (501 amino acids)
Biological process (GO): positive regulation of transcription by RNA polymerase II
Cellular component (GO): MLL1 complex; NSL complex; Ino80 complex
Molecular function (GO): G-quadruplex RNA binding; protein binding
Source: RefSeq, a predicted model, not a curated record
GGCGUCAGAAUUUUCUACAAAAGUUUGUGAAUUUAAACUUGUUUUGAACAUUAUAAUCGCAGUAACCAUGGAUUUAAACUCAAGUAAUCGAAACAGGAGUAACAUAGAUUACGGUGAGGGCUCUAGUUUUGACUUGAGCAACGACCAGAAGCGUAGAAGCUCUUCCCGUUCGAUCAAACGUAAGCGUUUUGAUGAUGAAAUUGUUGAAUACAGUCUGCAACAACCUCAGCUAAAAACCGUUGGCCGUCCCCGAACUAUAUCGCAGUCGUUUGGGUUUGGAUCUCCUACCGCUCCUGCUUCGACUUCUACCGCAACAAUUUCCGCACCUGUUUCCGUUUCACCGACGAUUGUUGAGCAAAAUAUUGUUGCACCAGUUCCUCCGAUGCCCUUAACAUCGGUGGCAGUUACACAACCGAUGCCGCAUCCACCGCCACAUGUGCCGAAUCCGGCAAGCAGCUUGCUUCAACAGUUGAACUCUAACGUUUCAGUCAAUGAAAAGAAAAAAGGCUUAAAAAAUAACAAGAAGAACAAGAAAAAAGGUGCUGGACAGACACCUGCCACGAAGGAUCUAGGCCGAUGGAAACCAAUCGAUGAUUUAGCUUUGAUAACCGGUAUCUUGCAAACCAAUGACCUUCGCAUGGUCCAUCGAGGAACUAAAUUUUCUUGUAAAUUCACGAUUCAUGAAAUGCAAGCUAGAUGGUCGUCCUUAUUAUAUGAUGAACCUAUUUCGAGAAUAGCAGUCGCCGCAAUGAGAAACCUUCACCCCGAAGUAGUGGAAGCCGUACAAAGCAAGGCACUCUAUUCAGUUGCAGAAGAGGAACUCUUGGGAACGAUCAGAUCAAAUUCUAAUCCCACUUUGGAGACUUUCCAGGAACUCUUGGACAAAAAUUCAACCAUAUUUUAUCAAGCUAGAACAGCAAAGGCUCUAUACGCGCACUGGCAGCUAAUGAAGCAAUACUCGCUGCUACCAGAUCAAUCGGUGCAAUCACUAGCGAAGAGCGACAAUAUUCUUUCAUUUUCGGAUGCAGAAGAUCUGAUGAACGAUGCUGAUUUGAAUGAGAAUCGUGAUGAAACACUGGAAACCGAGCUAGCAUUAGCCGAUCGGAAAAGCAAAAAGGAAAUACGCACUUUGGAAAACGAGCUCUCUCGUUGGAACGUAUUGGUAGACUCUUUGACCGGUAUUGGAUUUUCGCCUGAUUUCGAUAAUCAAACUCUGGCAGUCCUCCGCGGGCGGCUGGUGCGUUUUCUGAUGCGAUCCCGUGAAAUCGUGUUCGGACGCUCAACCAAAGACGGCGUAGUCGAUGUGGACUUCUCGCUGGAAGGUCCAGCAUUCAAGGUUUCACGUAAACAAGGAACGAUUAAACUGCGCAGCAACGGCGAUUUCUUCAUAACAAACGAAGGAAAACGGCCGCUGUACGUCGACGGCGCGCCACUGAUGUAUGGAAAUAAAACCAGAUUGAACAACAAUUGCGUGAUUGAGAUAUCGAAUUUGAAAUUUAUCUUUUUGAUCAACUACGAGCUGAUCAACGCAAUUCGCCACGAAAGUGCUAAAAUGAACAUACCAUUGAUUUAAGAGAACUUUAAGUCAUUGCCUUGGAAACUUUGCAAAGUAAAAAAUACGUGUUUAAGGCUACAACUGAUCUUAUUAUACUUGCUGGAUAAACACUUUUUAUUGUCAACGAAAGGAAUGUCAGCUAAUAUUCGCAUCAAGAAAGCUUCUGUUAACCCAAGACGCAUCAACCCACAAAGUAACAAGCAGAAAAUGUGAUAUAACUUAAUUUCACUCCUUCUCUGCACGUAGUAAUUCGCACUAUCGCAUCAUGUAUUAAGCUGGCAUUUUGCAGAAUAAAUGAAAAAUUAAUUGUAUA